Molecule: messenger RNA, 2905 nt
Organism: Aspergillus uvarum CBS 121591
Lineage: Eukaryota; Fungi; Ascomycota; Eurotiomycetes; Eurotiales; Aspergillaceae
Exons: 3
Coding region: 380-2905 (841 amino acids)
Source: RefSeq, a predicted model, not a curated record
AUCUGGCUUGAUCUCACCUCUCUGGAGCCUCCUCUUCCCAAGGAGGCAAACAUCUCCGACGGAUUGAACUUCUUCAACGCCCUGUUGACCGAGAAGGUCAUUGUGGUUCCCGGUAUCUUCUUCGACCUGAACCCCGCCAAGAGACGUGAUCUCUUCGACAGUCCUUGCCACCACUUCGUUCGUCUGAGCUACGGCCCCAAGAUGGAUGUCCUGAAGAUGGGUCUGGAUGGUAUCGAGCGCGUCAUCCGCCGCGCUCGCGCUCAGUUCGAUCCCAAGCCGGAGGACGAGGUCGCGGUGGAGGAUGAUUGAAGGGCUUGCAUAGAUUUGGACCGUUCAGCGUUAUGUGAUUUGUAGAGCAAUAGAUUGCAUGGGGAUGUAGAUGAAUAUAUACACAUUGUUAAUGCCGCCGUGUGCCCAUGACUUGGAAAGACCCUGUAACUGCCCUAGGAGGGGAAAGUUUAGUGAUGUUUAUGGUCCAUCCUCGAAUCACGUGACAUUGGCCUCCUUUACCCGGUCGGGCCCCCUUCCGGAAUCCGUCAUCCCUGACAUCUUCCAUCCAGCUCGUGCCUGUAACUCGAGCGGCGCAGGGGCUGACGAUGCGCGAUAUGAUGUGUGCGCGAUUAUGGCCCUCAACCUCCAGCGCCUCCUUAACUUGACAUUCUUUAUCUUCCUUUCGGUGAUCCUCUUCUUUCUGAUCAUCCUGACCCCCGCCGACGCCAUCUACCAGUGCUACAUCACCCGCCGCCUCACGAACAUCUUUAUCAUCACGGGCGGCUACGUCGUCACAUUCAUUCUCGCCAUCCUCAUAUAUGCGACCCGUCUAUAUACCAACCGGACCGUUCUGUCCGGAAUCCCCAAGGCCUGGAUCCCCGUGGAGAAGGAAGAUGUGGGCAAGAGCGUGCGACGACUGGUAAAAGAGGGCUUAGCCCACAGCGCGAUCAUCGCCUACCAAGCCCGGCCGCGGGACCUGGCCGCCGACGGGGAUGAUUUCGCCAACUACGAGUCGCUGCUGAUCGACCGCGACCACCCUCCCUGGGGUCCCAUCGAACACCCUGGCUGGUCGUCUCCCUCGUGCGCGGAUCUGCCGGACCUCCCGUACCGGACCGUGAUCCAGGAACUGCCUCACCUGAUCGAAGCGAAAGCCGUCUCCCUCGCUCCCCCGGACCCGAUCUUCGCCGGGGUGCAUCAGUCCCUUCGCGCCCCGUUCUCCGACGCCGACGAGUCGUUCCCUGAUACCCGGGUGGUGGACGUCCUGCGGCGACCGGUCGCCAUGGGCCUCCGCGAGUACCUGCAGCACCUGGCGUCGCUGGAUGUCAUCCAACCGCCGGAGGUGGGCGCGGCGUUCAUCGCGCGCUACGAACGGGCGCGCUUCUCGUCGCGGGAUCUCCACGAGAACGAGUUUCGGGAGCUGAUGCGCGUCUUUGCAGAGCUGCUACGGGGCAUGACGCGGCUGAAUCCGCGGGUGCUGGCGGAGCUGCAGGCGGAGGACGGGGCCAGCAGUCAGACAGAGAGCGAGUCCAUCAUCGGGCCCUCGGACGAGGAAGGGGAAACGGAGACCAUCGAUUCGUUCCAGGACAGUGAGGGGCUGUUGUCCCGCGGGCGCAGUAACAGCCUGCGGCCUUCAAAUGCCUCGUCCUGGGAUGCCCGGUCCGCCAGACAGCACGGGCGCUGGUCGCCUGUCUGGGCGCGACGGCCGAAUACGCGCGGUCGGACCAUGGAGCCGCCGCGGACGCCGUCGAUGCGCUCGCUUCGGCGACUGCCAUCCAACAGCUCGGGUGGCAGCGUCAUUCAUUUGGUGGAAGCCCGGGGACCCAUGCAGUCAUUCAUCCAACGGGGCGCCGCUCUCUUCACGCCGAGUCGCUCGGCCACCCCGGCCGACAGCCCCAAAGCCACCGGCGACGAGAAUGCCGCCGUCGCCGCCGAAGAAGAAGUCACGCCCGCCGAGACGCUGUUCCCCAAGGUCGACCCGGCCGUUGACGGCGAGGACUGCCUGCACGACUGCGCCUCGUGCUCGGUGAAGUACCCGGCCAAGUUCGACGUGGACCAGGAGGACAACAUGUACGGGAACAUCAGCGAGUGGGCGACGCACGUGCUGGUCGCGACGGGCAAGACGGACUGGGUGCGCGACGUGGCGGACGAGCCCGGGAGCGUGAUGGAGGCGAUCGAGAAGGGGGGGCUUAUUCCGAGCAAUGGGAAACUCAAACUCUCCGCCUCCAACAUGCCCGUCCCGGACGAAUACCACUACCACGAACCUGGCCAGCAACCCACCACCGUUCUCCUCCUGCCCAGCUUCACCGUCAUCGACCACGUCACGCCCGCCCUGGCGCCGGAUUUGAUUGAGCAUUUCGUCAACCGCGGCCCGACCACCACCACCCCGCUGACCACCCCGCUGCCCACCCCCUCCGACAUUUCCGAACUCACCCCCCUCCGCGCCCGCCCCUGCCCGCACUCCGCCAUCAUCCUCCUCUGCUCGCACCGCACCCGUGACGCCCGCUGCGGCCAGUCCGCCCCGCUGCUCCGCAAGGAAUUCGAGCGCCACCUGCGCCAUCUGAAUCUGUACCGCGACCUGGACGACGAGCGGCCCGGCGGCGUCGGCAUCUACUUCAUCAACCACGUCGGCGGGCACAAGUACGCUGCGAACGUGAUCAUCUAUCGGCGGCGGGAGUGGGGGUGGCAUUUAGCCGGUAGCGACACCACGUCUUCUGCUGACGCGGACCCUGGUGCUGCACAGGCUGGAGCAGCAGCGGGAGCUGAGGGCGCCGCCCAGGGCAUCUGGCUGGCGCGGGUCAGGCCGCAGGACUGCGAGAAUAUCAUCCGGUAUACGGUGUUGCAGGGGAAGGUGGUCAAGCCGGCGGAGCAGUUGCGGGGCGGGUUUGAUCGGGGGACGGGGAAGACGAGUUGGUAG